Molecule: messenger RNA, 1399 nt
Organism: Drosophila obscura
Lineage: Eukaryota; Metazoa; Arthropoda; Insecta; Diptera; Drosophilidae
Gene: inc
Product: BTB/POZ domain-containing protein KCTD5
Exons: 5
Coding region: 675-1316 (213 amino acids)
Biological process (GO): proteasome-mediated ubiquitin-dependent protein catabolic process; protein homooligomerization
Cellular component (GO): cytoplasm; Cul3-RING ubiquitin ligase complex
Molecular function (GO): cullin family protein binding
Source: RefSeq, a predicted model, not a curated record
CUCUAGUGCAAUGAUAUUUUUUAAAUGAAUUUUUUUUAAAUGAAAAUCAGACGACGCGAUUCGAGGCCAAUGGAACGGACAAACGCUGCCCAUCAGAAAUAGCAGAAAUAGGACGCGAGUGAACCAAGUAGAAGCGCACAGGAACGGGAGCGAGCGAAACAGCAGAAGUUAGCAGAGGGCCCAGAAGUCCACAAGGCACCAGCAGCAAAGUGAGGCAGCGCAGCGUAGAGCAAGGGAAGACAACAAAACGCAACAAAGAGACGCAAGUGAAGCCAGUAAAGCAUGAGCUGGCGCUGAAACAAAAACCGAAACCGAAAUUGAAACUAAAACCGCAACUGUAACUGCACGUGGAAGGGAAGUGAAGCCAAAAGGAAGAAAUAAGAAUCAAGAUUCAAGGCGAACGCUGGCGAGGGAAGCAUAACGUGGCGACAAUAACAAAGCUAAAGAAGAGAACUCAUAACUGUUAAGGGCUCCCGUGGUACGGUAAACGGAAGAGGCAAAGCGGCAGGCAGGUGCAACUGCUUCUCCAACACUCGCACAUUCGCUUGGCAUCCAUAUCCCAUAUAUCCCACCUACAUCCAGAGCACGGCAGGAAGACGGCGUCGCAUCAGCAACAUCAUCAUCGCCAUCAGCAGAAGCAAUCCACCAAUAGCAGCAGCAAUAACAAUAACAACAUGAGCACCGUGUUCAUAAAUUCGAGAAAAAAUCCCAAUGUGCCGAAGAAACAGGGCACCGACCAGUGGGUCAAGCUAAAUGUGGGUGGCACCUACUUUCUGACCACCAAAACGACGCUCUCCCGUGACCCAAAUUCGUUUCUGUCCCGUCUUAUACAGGAGGACUGCGACUUGAUAUCGGAUCAGGACGAAACUGGAGCAUAUUUGAUCGACAGAGACCCAAAGUAUUUUGCGCCCGUGCUCAAUUAUCUGAGACAUGGCAAGCUCGUGCUUGAUGGCGUCUCCGAGGAGGGUGUGCUGGAGGAGGCCGAGUUCUACAAUGUGACACAGAUGAUAGCGCUGCUCAAGGAGUGCAUCAACCACAGGGAUCAGAGGCCGCAUGCGGACAAGAAGCGCGUCUAUCGCGUGCUGCAGUGCCGCGAGCAAGAACUGACCCAGAUGAUCUCAACACUGUCGGAUGGCUGGCGGUUCGAGCAGCUGAUCAGCGUCGGCACACAGUACUCCGCCUACGGCCCCUUCGAUAGCAAUGAGUUCCUCUGCGUGGUAUCCAAGGAGUGCGGCACCACGGCCGGCCGCGAGCUAGAGCCCAGCGAUCGGGCCAAAGUUCUGCAGCAGAAAGGAUCGCGAAUUCUUGGAAUUUAAACACACAAAAUCCCCGCAUACCGUAAUCUCCACCAUCAUCAAAAUACAUCAUUCUAAAGAGCAACAAAAACAGAACAGACAAC